Molecule: messenger RNA, 3681 nt
Organism: Bicyclus anynana (squinting bush brown)
Lineage: Eukaryota; Metazoa; Arthropoda; Insecta; Lepidoptera; Nymphalidae
Product: speckle targeted PIP5K1A-regulated poly(A) polymerase
Exons: 7
Coding region: 165-2330 (721 amino acids)
Molecular function (GO): RNA binding; RNA uridylyltransferase activity
Source: RefSeq, a predicted model, not a curated record
AUGUAUUCGUAGACUUGGGUAAAGCUUUGACAGAUGGAAUAAAAUUCUAUGAAUCUGAUAAUGGAGUUAUUUUGACGAAGGGCAAUGAGAAAGGAUAUUUAGAGGCUAAAUAUUUUUCAAAAGUUAUACAAAUUGAUACAGGCGCCACCCUGUUCCCGUAAGCGAUGGCAAACGCUAAGCCCGCAAAGCCUGCGCGGCCUGCCGCCGCCGCCGCGGCCUGCGCAGGGAAGGUCCACGUAGCAGGCUACCCCGAGUACACGCAGCCGCAGGACCUGGCGCGCGUGUUCGCCAGCUACGGGCCGGUGACGGUGGAGAAGCUGACGCACCGCUUCGCCGUGCUGCGCUUCGCGGACGAGGACGCCGCCAAGGACGCCGUCAAGGACACGCAGCGCAUCAACGUGUACGGCGAGUUCCUCAACGUGAGCCCCUUCACCGGCCGCCACCCCGUCACGCCCAGGCGGGACUUCGUCAAGACCAAACACAGCGGCACAAUAAUAGCGCCGGAGAAGAUAGAGUUGAAGGGCGACUUCCACGAGCAGCUGGACGCCGUGCUGGACGCGGUGCGCCUCACGCAGGAGGAGGUGAAGGCCAUCGGCGGCCUCUACGUCGACCUGGAGUGGUAUCUGCAGCAGCAGUGGCCGGGUUGCGUGGCGCUGCCGUUCGGCUCCAUCACGACGGGGCUCGGCAUCAAGAGCAGCGACGCCGACUGCUUCGUGCAGGUGCCGGCGCUCUUCCGGCACCCCGCCGCCAACUUCGUCAACAAGGCCAAGCGGCUGCUUUCGCAGUACCCGCGCACGUUCGCCGAGGUCCUGGCCAUCCCGCGCGCCAACACGCCCAUCGUGAAGUUCCUGCACGUGCCCACGGCCACCAACUGCGACGUGACGUUCAAGACGCCGCUGGGCGCGCAGAACAGCAAGCUCGUCGCCUUCCUGCUGCACGCCGACCCGCGCCUCGUGCCACUGGCGGUGGUUCUCAAGUACUGGGCCAAAGUGCACGGUCUGUCGGGCACCGGCCGGCUCACCAACUACGCGCUCACGAUGCUCGUCAUAUUCUACCUGCAGCAGCCGCCCCGCCCCGUGCUGCCGCCCGUGCAGUGGCUGCAGCGAGACCGCGCCUGUGACGUCAUCGUCGACGACUGGAACACCGGCUUCAUGCACGACCACGAACUCCUUCCCAAGACCGACAAUACGUUGACUAUGUCUGAACUUUUGGGCGGAUUUUUCAAAUUUUACUCGACCUUCGAUUUUGACAAAAUGGUCGUCUGUCCGUUCACGGGUAUUGCGAUGAAAAAGGACUUGUUUGAUAAUGUGAAGGACCUUCCGCCUGAGUUCGACAGAUACAAGGAGAACGUGCAGCAGGAGUUCGUUUAUCCGUUGAGGACCUCGACGUCCAUGUGCGUCCAGGACCCCAUAGAGCUGUGCCACAACGUCGCCUCUCCCGUCAACAGCCGUUUGGCGUUUGAAAUAAUAGCUUUCUGCAAGUUCGCCGCUGACGCGUACGAUAACGAAAAGAACAACGAUUGCGCUGAAUUUUUAAAAAUUAUUCUGUUGAAAAAACCACAAUUACCGAAGAAAACUUAUCCAGAAUAUAGAGUCGCCUUGUAUCCACAUAUCUUGAAAUGUAUAGAAAAUGCCGAUUGGAAAUCGGUGGUCCGAGACAUGGUGGUGCAAUUGUUUGAGGAUUUGUGCAAAAUCCCUUUGACGAAGUUGGAACGCGUCGAUGGCGUUAAGCAUCAGAAGGAAAAGUACAUGGGAACCUGCGUCAGAAAUAUUUGGACGAGGAAAAGGUUCAAUAAAGCUUUCUGUGGGUGUGAUCUUGGUUGUGCAGAAAAACAAAUGCGAAUAACUGAGCAAAUUCUGAAAGUGGACUCGGUGGAAUUGGAAUUGAAGUUUCGAAUCACCUUGAACAUUAACAAAGACACGAAGAACGCGGCAGUGUCUCUCAAGAUGAUCGAUGGCGACGGUGGACAUUACAAUGACUUCGGGAAAUUCUUCAUUUCCACCAUGCAGGGUUGGCUGCUGGCUUUGUUGAGACCACACUUCCGCCUGAAGAGUAACGGCUCGCCCGCCGUCGGCAACAGUUCUGGGGACACGAAACAGUCGGAAAACAGUGACGAGAAAAGUGUUGACAUUAAAGCCGACGUCUCGACUCCAGGAGUUGACACUAGUGAGGACAACUCAGCGGACGUGUCUAGUGACGCUCACGACACUCAUGACAAUGACACUAGCAGUACAAAUGACACUCAAACUAACACUGACACAUUAGAGCAACCUAAAAUAAACACACAGGAAAUAAAAAUGCCAUCAAUAUUAGAUCAGAACAAUGAAUAACCAUAAAAGUCUUCUCAUUAGCUGUAAAUACAAUUAUAGCCAAAUUCAAUAUUACAACAAACUAUUGGCAAGCAGAUAUUGACAACCUAAUUUAAACAUAUUAAUAAUAUAUACUAUACUAGCAGACCUUGUCAAGCUUUCUGACUCAUUCUCUACCCUCUCAGACUAAUUAGAUAAAGACCUGCCUCACAAGACAUUAUUUUUCUGUCAACGUAUAUGAUCAACGAUCUUAUGCGAUUAUAAACACUGUCUCUAAAGAAUCGAUGUUUCAUAGUUUAAAAUCGUGUCCGUCGGUUAAAAAGCUCCGUAAAAAUACCUUUUUGUGUAGUUAUAUGGUGCAAAAAACGAACAAAAACUGCUAAUUUAGUUUAAAAUAUGUAUGAAAUCUAAGCUAGUUUUCCAUAGAAAAUGGCAGAAAAUUUUGUUCGUGAAUUUGGGUGCGAUACUAGUCCUUAUGUAUUUAGUCUGAGUCUACCACUAUCCAACCCGAUUUCCACCACUAUCCUACCCCUACCCUAAAUGUCGUUUAGCCGUUCUUGAGUUGAGCGGGGACUACGCAACUUUUUAUAUAUUUCAAAAUUAUUGAAUUAUAAUAUAUCUAUAAAAUUAAAAUAAAUUAAAACUAAUACUUUUAAAAAUUUGCCUUCCUUCGUAGAUCGCCCAUCAAGCAGCGAGCAUUCCUGCGAUGAAUUGCGAUCGAUAUUCUUUGUUGUAAGUUAUACAAAAUACUUGAGUAAUAAUAUUUUAAUGUAUUGAAAAUUCCAAUUUUUAUUUUGUAUGAAUGUGCUAAGCUGAUAGGCUCAGCUUAAAUUUAAGUAGAUAGCUUAUGAGUUGUUGACAUCAUUGAAUUUGACUAUAAUAUAAGAUUAAUGCGCUUAAUACCAAUUGCUUAUGUUAAUUUUAUUCCAAUACUUUACUUUACCACAGACAUUGUUUUGUAAACAGCAACAAAAACUAUUAGAACUAUUUGUUUAAUACACAACAUUCACAUUAGUUAUGAUUUGUUAAAACUUGUGGAAGAUCUAUUUUUGUGAUUUAUAGAGUAUUGUGAUAAUAAUACUUUUUAGGUAAUAAUAUUUUUUUUCUAAAAAAAAAUAGUAGUUAUUUCAACAGGGAGAGACAUUUCAAUUUAGUAAUUAAUGCAAUUGGCUAACUCUCUCUUCCAUUUGUUUUGAUGAAUCAAAACUUUCAAGUACACAAUAAUGUUGUAAGUUGAUUUCUUAAUACAUACUGUAGAAAUAAAUCAAUAUAAUUUGAUAAGCUAAAAAUAUAAUUUUUACUGUUUAUUUUUAAUAUUAUUAUUUUUUUGUAUUAAAAAUGUAGACCUUGGAAUUACGAGUAUUAGUAAUUA